This is a messenger RNA of Helobdella robusta, 12060 nucleotides long. RefSeq lists its product as hypothetical. Gene Ontology annotation, biological process: microtubule-based movement. Gene Ontology annotation, molecular function: minus-end-directed microtubule motor activity; ATP binding; dynein light intermediate chain binding. Bases 1 to 12060 code for a protein of 4019 amino acids. The record is from RefSeq and is a predicted model, not a curated record. Gene Ontology annotation, cellular component: dynein complex. Lineage: Eukaryota; Metazoa; Annelida; Clitellata; Rhynchobdellida; Glossiphoniidae. The transcript is spliced from 68 exons.
AUGUUGGUUCUUGCAUUUGUUAGCAAUGAAGACGAGCCAGUUGCGGGGAAAUGCAUAGUUUUUUGCAAAAGUUCUGCCUCAAAAUUAAUAACACCUGGCAAUGUUUCAGAAGAGGUAAGCAUGAUUUGUUUCCCCAGCCAGCAAGGAGAUCUACUUGGACCCCUGCACUUCAUCAUGUCCAAUCUUUUUGUGCAAUGCCUUAAUCACAAACAGGACCUCAACAAAGUGCAAAUGUCAUCUGAUGUGCAAAAAUUUAAAUCUGUACUGGAAGAUUUUACAGAAAAACUACCAGAAUUUAAAGACAGUGUGGAUGAUGGCAUUUAUUUGAAGAGAUGUGACAUCAGUGAUAUGUUGGAACAACUGACACCCAUGCAAUAUUUUGAAAUUGCCAAAGACAGGAAAGUUGUGAAGGAGUCAGAAGAUUUGUUGAUAUGCUGGAUGGACCAGAUAAGCAGGUUGUUAGAGGAGUGCAAUCGCAUACGAAGGGAGGAACCAGAUGCUGGUCCACAUGUUGAACUUUCUCAUUGGAAGCUCAGAAUGGCUAAAUUUGCCAUGUUGUUAGAACAAUUGAAAUCAUCACAUUGCAAAGCCGUGGUUCAUAUCUUAUUGGCCAACAGGUCGAAGUAUCUUACCCAGUGGAAAGACUUGGAUUCAAAGAUCACUGACGGAGUAAAUGAGGCGAAAGACAACGUAAGAUAUUUAGAAGCGCUCAAAACCAACUUUGGUCAUAUGAAACAAUGCAAUCCAGUAGAGAUGCAAAAGAUGAUCCCAAGGCUUUUAAACUGCGCUCAAUUGGUCUACAAUGUCUCUUCAUAUUACAACACCAAUGAACGAAUGACCUCACUCUUUAGUAAGCUGACCAACCAAAUGAUCACUUCCUGUAAGCUUUAUAUGGUGACCUGUCUAAGCGACAAAAAUCGUGAUAGUAAUAACAAUAGUGGUUCAAAAGGUUCUACUACUUCAGGUUCUUCUAAUAAAGAAGUUGUUUUUGUUAAAAGAAUAUCAACUGGCAGUCUUGAAUUAAUUUGGAAUUUGAAGUACUCGGACGUGAAGUCAAGGAUUGAUAAUUGUGUCUCAUUGUACCGAACAUAUAAAAGCAAAUUCAAUGAGAUAAAAGAAAAACUAUCUGCCAAUAAGGAAAUGAAACAAUUCGACUUUAGUGAAAACACUAUUUUCGGAAAGUUUGAAAUGUUUGUGAAACGACUUCAGCAGUUGGCAGUUAUUCGUGGCUGGAUGCACGAAUUCUCGCCACUGCAGCACGUCAAUGUUGAUGGCGUGCAAGUAUUUAUAAACAAGUAUCAAGUCAUCUUGACCAGCGUCAGGAAUAUCAAAUAUGACGUCCUCGAUUAUCGUAAACAACAAUUCAACCGUGACUACGAAAACGUCAAAAUUUCAUUCAAGACAUUGUCCAACCAGUUGAACAACUUCAUUGAUUUCUCAUUAUCCAGACUAUCGCCUAUAGUGAAGCAAAUCCAAUUUUUGUCCAACUUCACUGCCUUUCCAGCUCAUCACAUUGAUGUCAACGCUAAAUACCUGGCCGUAUUCGACGUUUAUUCGCAUCAUUUAAAUUCAGUUCUGACUUCAUUUGAAGAAAAUAAAAGCCAUCCACCAAGAUGCCGGAACUUUCCAGCGAUGAGCAGUGCUAUGUACUGGAGUGACCUGCUACUCAUGAAGAUCAUGAAACCUAUGGACCUCUUUAAAGUUAUACCUGGAUUGCUCAAGAUGGACGGAUGUGUGGCCACGAUUAGGAAAUUCAACAAGCUGGCCAUUGACCUCGUCGAAUAUAAACAAUCAAAGUUCAAAGAAUGGGCAACGCAAGUUGAAGAAGCAAUGGACUGUUUGAAGUCACCUCUCUUGAUGACUGAAGAUGAAAAUCUCAGAGUGAAUCUGGAUGUGAAGGUGUUUGAGCUGCUGCUUGAAGUGAAGCACUUGCGCAAGAUGGGGAUGCAAGUGCCAGAGGCUGCUCUUCUGCUCAGCCACGUCGAACCCAGGGUCAAGAGACUUUAUGAGAAUCUCAAGUGUUUGACGACCAUUUACAACACAACCAUGAACAACAUAUCGGCCAGUAUGGAAUUUAUGUUCAGACCAAUUAGAAGGAGGAUUGAUCGUUUGAUCGCACCUGGAUUGCGUCUCAUCACCUGGACCUCGGUUCAAAUUGAUCAAUCACCAUCAUUUGCGAAACCAUGGCAAUACGGUGUAGAUGAUGUAUUAUUUGUUGUUAUGUCACAGAAGAAACUUAUUUUAUCAGAUAUCAGCAAGGCCUACAACGCAGUAGCGUCCUUCAACAACCUCUGCACAAUGGUUCGAGACAUGUUGGAGAGUAGGAUUGGCUCAAAGUUGGAUGUUGUCGCCAACACAUCCUGCGUCGCCAGAAUGAAUGUGACCAUGAAUGUUACGCAAUUUUUCAACAGAAACAUGGAAUAUUUGACCAAUAAGCAAAAUGAGUUUUCCAAGAUAAGUAGCGACAUAGAAUCAAAUCUGAAUGACACCUUUGAACUAUUGAUGGGACACAUGAGUGCCGAUGAGUGGAAGCAGUUCCAUGAACUCUGCGUUGAGGACCUGGAUGCUUACUCUGUUGUCGUCUUCUCCUUUGCUCAGAAACUUCAGGAGGCCUUCAUCAAAUGUGAGAGUCAUUUUAAAUCUCUUGAUCAAGUAGUUUCUUUUGGUGAGGUUGGCGUAGUUCACCAAGAAAUUUCUGCCAUCAAGAUAAGCUUAGAAUCCCUGAAAAAUGUUCUCCAUGGCGCAAACGGUCAGCUAAGAAUGGAUGAUGAUGAGGAGGAGGAGGAGGAGGAAGUGAGGGACGAAGAAGUGACGAAAGAUGAGAGUUACGAUGGACAAAAGAGAACAGCCUACAACGGAGCUGUCAUCUCCGUCGAUGUAACCCUAUCGAAAUUUAAUAACUCAAUAGUACUGUCGACAUCUAUCGACGAUAUUCAAGCGUGCAUUACAAAGUUGCUACAGAACAUAACGAAGAUGGCUGACCGUCUCAUUGACUGGGAGGCUCUCAAGAAAGUUAACGAAGCCACAAAAAGCGAGCAGAACACUGACCGUUUGAGUUCGUCGACGUAUAAAACACCGAGUGGCGAUUCAUCGGGCGGCCCGGUAGCGAGGAUCAGCAGAGUGCUGCACGACAACUCGGAAAUCUCCAGGCUCAUUGUCCAACUCUGUUCCAUCAUUACAAACAACCGCAAGUCAGUUUCGUCAUUCCUGAGCAGCUUCUCAACGUUCAACGAUCUCUUCGAUGAGACUUUAGAUGAGAAAAUAGAAGAGUUUAAGAAUUUGUGUCUCCUGGCAUCUGAACUGCCCAGCACUUCAACGUGCGACUGCCUUCUUCUGACAUUGGAUAACUUGAAAAGUUGCUUCAUGAAGGAAGGCCACAGGAAGAUGAUGAUGUAUGCAUCCGUGCACAACAACCAGUGCACACUCCAGUUAAAACCACUUGUUGCUUACGUACACGGUGCUAGCAGAAAGUUGGACAGACCUGUUAAAGACCUAGAUGAUAUUAGAUUGCUCAUGUCCGUAAUAACUGAGUUGAGGGAGAAAGAGGUCGAUGUUGAUCACGAGCUGCUCUACCUGGAAGAAACAUUCCUGAUGUUCAGCAAGUACAACUUGCAUUUCAGUGACGGCAAUGUUGAAUCCAUAGAUGCCGCUUCGUAUCAGUGGAAGUUAUUGAAACAGAAAGCCCUGUUAACUCAAGACAACCUAUUGAAAAUUCAACCGACGUACAUGAAGAUGCUGGUAGCCAACGUUCAUCAAUACAAACAGGAUUUGAACGUUUUUGCUCAGCAGUAUAAUUCAUGCUUUUAUGCCAAAGAUCAACAAAAUUUAUCUCCUCGCGAAUCUCUCAACAAACUGACAUCUUUCCAGUUUGAGUUUGAGCAACUGUGGGACAAAUACGUCAGCUAUAACGGCGGGGAGCAACUUUUCGGUCUGCCAGUAACCCAAUUCAAUCAACUGAUAGAGUUGAAAUCAGAUUUAGAUUUGAAGCUACUCUUUUUCACGUUAUACAACGAUGUGUCGAAACGCUUAAAUGAAUUGCUUGAAAGUUCUUGGGCUGAUGUUAACAUCGUUGAAAUGAUGUCAGACAUAAAUGCCUUCUAUAAUAAAAUUGUGAAGCUGCCCCCUGCCGUGAAAACAUGGUCCGAGUACGAAGACUUGCGCGAAAUGAUAAACAACUACAUUGAAGUGCAAUCGCUGAUCGAGAUGAUGAGCGCUGGUCCCCUGGCGGACAACGUAUGGCGUCAGAUAUUCAGCUUGUGUGGGGAAGUCUUUGAAUUCAAUGAGACCAAUGUUAUGCUGAUGAAAGAUGUCAUCAAGUUGCCAUUGUUGAAGUUUAGAGAAGAUAUCGAGUUGACUCUGACCUUGAACUUGCAGGAUGUUUGCAUAACAGCGUCUAGAGAGAAAGACAUUGCAUACAAGUUGAAAUCACUGGAAGAUUUCUGGAGAUCACAAAAAUUUGACUUUUCAACAUUUAAAGGAAAGGAAUUGUUAUUCAAAGGUGAUUCGAUAAAUGAAACUGUAACCUUCAUAGAGGACGCCAUGGUCCUCUUGAGUUCUCUCAUCAGCAACAGAUACAGCUCAUCCUUCAGACCUCGCCUCCAGGAAAUGCUUUCCAAAUUGACUGUUACGAUGGAGACCAUUGAUAAGUGGAUGUGUGUUCAAAACAUGUGGUUAUACAUGGAAGCUGUGUUUGAAACCAGAAAGUUUUUGAACGUGGACAAGACCUGGCAGAGAUUGAUGCAGAGGGCCCACGAACAAAAUGUCAUCUUGGACUGUUGCAGCACCGGUGAGAGCCUCAGCAUCAUGUUGACUCACCUGAGCGACCAGCUGGAGUCAUGCCAAAAAUCAUUGAGUAGUUAUCUAGAAAAGAAGAGGUUACUCUUUCCUAGGUUCUUCUUCGUGUCUGACCCAGUUUUGCUAGAAAUAUUAGGUCAGGCCAGUGACCCUCACACAAUACAGGCGCAUUUGUUGAGCGUUUUUGACAAUACGAAAUCAGUCACGUUUGAUCAUAGGAUAUACGAGAAGAUGUUAUCAUUGGUGUCUCAGGAAGGUGAAACAGUUGAACUGACCCAUCCCGUCUUGGCUGUGGGUCACGUGGAAUCAUGGUUAAAUGAUUUAUUGGUAGAAACUCGAUCAACCGUACACAAUUCCAUCAAGCAAGCACACUCUGUAAUCAGCGAAGAGUCCUUCAGUUUCAUAGACUUUCUUCAUCAGCUGCCGGCUCAGGUGGGUUUGUUGUGCUUGCAAAUGAUAUGGACCUGCGAUUCGGAGAACGCGCUACUCAACUGCAAGCUCAACAAGAAGAUAAUGCAGACCGCAGAUGGUCAUUUUUUAGAAAUGCUACACCAACUAAUCGAAGUUACAACAAAAGAUUUGAAGGCAUUAGAACGUACAAAGUUUGAAACUUUUAUCACGGUGCAUGUCCAUCAAAAAGAUGUUUUCGAAGAAUUGGUGAUAUCUCAACAUGUGAAGUCUCCAUUUGAUUUUGAGUGGCUGAAACAAUGUCGUUUUUAUUAUCAUGACGAUGAAGAUGAAUGUGCCGUAAAUUUGACUGAUGUCAAAUUCAGAUACAUGAAUGAAUAUCUUGGAUGUUCCGAAAGAUUAGUCAUAACUCCGCUCACUGAUAGAUGUUAUAUAUCCCUUGCACAAGCACUCAAAAUGUCAUUGGGAGCUGCUCCCACUGGUCCCGCUGGAACUGGAAAAACGGAAACAACUAAGGACAUGGCUCGAUGUCUGGGCAAGUAUGUUGUCGUUUUCAACUGUUCCGAUCAAAUGGAUUAUCGAGGCCUCGGAAGAAUAUUUAAGGGACUGGCUCAGUCAGGAUCUUGGGGCUGUUUUGAUGAAUUUAAUCGCAUUGAACUGCCAGUAUUGUCAGUGGCUGCUCAGCAAAUAUCCAUCGUUUUGUCUUGUAAGAAAGACAAGAAAUCUCAAUUUCUUUUUUCAGAUGGAGAUCUGGUCGAUAUGGAUUCAGAGUUUGGAAUUUUUAUCACUAUGCUUAGACAAGUGGGCCAAAAAGCUGAAGCAAGCAUGGUGAAGAUUGUUAUAGGAUCUUGCGAAAAAAUUUGUGAUUGGAGUAUCGGACCAAAUAAUAAUGGCGAAAUGAUUAGACAAAGUGAGCAUGGUAGCGUAGACAAGCGGACUGGGGCUGCUAUGAACAGGAUUAUUAUAAUCAAAGUCAAGUUGGCAAGCGCCGGGUUCAAGCAGAACAUACUACUUUCAAGGAAAUUCUUUUCGCUGUAUAAAUUAUGCGAGGAACAACUGAGUAAACAGGUACAUUAUGACUUUGGUCUUCGUAAUAUAUUAUCUGUACUGAGAACAUUGGGAAUUGUCAGAAGAACGGACAAGGAGCGGAACGAAAUGGUAACAUUGGUGAGAGUUCUCAAAAGUAUGAACAUGAGUAAGCUGGUAAACGAAGACGAACCAAUAUUUAUUUCUUUGUUCAAUGAUCUUUUUCCUGAAGUCAAUCAGCGCGAAUCUGGAAGUCAUGUCAUCAUUGAAAAUGCUGUCAAAAAUCUGGUGGAACAGUCGCCGUUCCUGGUGCAACAUGAACCUUGGACCACAAAAAUUAUUCAAUUAUAUGAAACACAAAAUGUCCGUCACGGAAUUGUUGUACUGGGUCCUAGCGGUUCUGGAAAGUCGACAUGCAUGCAAACUCUUCGAUCGGCUCUGACUGACUGCGGAAAUCUACACAAGGAGGUGCGAAUGAACCCGAAAGCACUAACUGCUUCUCAGAUGUUCGGCAGACUGGAUGCAUCUACCAAUGAUUGGACAGACGGUAUUUUCUCAAUUCUUUGGCGCAAAACCCACAAGACCAAAAAAGGUGAGAAUACCUGGCUAGUUCUGGAUGGACCAGUUGACGCAAUUUGGAUAGAGAAUUUGAAUUCGGUUCUUGACGACAAUAAAACAUUGACAUUAGCCAACGGUGAUAGAAUCUCCAUGUCAGCAACAUGUAAGAUAAUAUUUGAAGUGCAGCACUUAGAGAAUGCUUCACCAGCCACAGUGUCCAGGAAUGGCAUGGUCUACAUGAGUUCUGCUGUCAUGCAGUGGCGUAUCAUACUUGAAGGUUGGUUGAAAAACAAACCACUACUUAAAAAAAGGUUGUUGCCGUUGUUUGAAGUAUGUUGGGAUGAUAUCUACAAGUAUGUUCAUUGGCAACUGAACGAAAAACUUCAGGUUUUAGAAUGCAUGUACAUAGCCCAAGCAAUCAACAUAAUUACUGGCCUGCUCACCGAUGUUACUGAACAAUUUUCAAACAAUGAGAUGAUUUUGAAAAAGCUUGUGACCUUCGCAUUUGUUUGGUCACUGGGAUCUCUGCUGGAGUUUGAUGACCGUAACAAGCUUGAAGCAUACAUGAAAGAGUCAUUAAAAGAACAUCUCUCGUUUCCUGUUGCACCUGGUGACGGUGAUGAUGAGAGCAGCAGUAUUUUCGAUUGGUUCGUUGAUGAUCAGGGUCAUUGGAAACAUUGGAAUCAUCUGGUUCCAUAUUUUUGCUUCCCAUCAUCACCUGCGUUUGAUUUCACGAAUUUGAUAGUGCCGAAUGCCAACAGCACUUGCAUCCAAUAUCUCAUCAAUCUCAUUGCUUCCCAGGAGAAAGCAGUCCUGUUGAUUGGAGAACAAGGCUCAGCCAAGACAUCCGUCAUUAGAAAUUAUUGUGCGGGUUUUGAUCCGGAGAAGAGAUUAUUUAAAAAUAUCAACUUUUCGUGCACCACAACGCCCCACUCCUUUCAGAAAUCUUUGGAGAGCUUCAUGGAGAAGCGGAUGGGUGCGACGCAUGGACCGCCAGCUGGUAAGAAGAUGACUCUCUUCAUUGACGACAUCAACAUGCCGCUCGUAAAUGUCUGGGGUGACCAAGUUACGAACGAAACGACGAGGCAGCUCCUUGAAUCUAGUGGUUUGUACAGUUUGGAUAGGUUGGGUGAGUUUAUAAGGAUAGUGGAUCUGCAGGUGUUGGCCUGCAUGUGCCAGCCAUCUGGCGGCAGAAAUGAUAUCCCUCAGAGACUUAAACGCCACUUCAGUAUUUUCAACUGCACCCUCCCAUCACAAACUUCCAUAGAUAAAAUAUUUUCAACUAUUGCUUCAGGAUAUUUUUGCAAGAAAAAUGGAUUUGCCGAUGAGGUACGUGAAUUAAUUGCUGAUCUGGUACCGGUAACAAGAAAGUUAUGGCAGGAAGUGAAAGGCAGCUACCUCGCCACACCAGCUAAAUUCCAUUAUGUAUUCAAUUUGAGAGACCUCAGUAGAAUUUGGCAGGGCAUGUUGAGGUCGAAGGCACGAGUCAUCAGAGGCAAGAAAGAUUUGCUAAGUUUGUGGCAACACGAGUGCACGAGAGUCAUAUGCGAUCGGUUCACAAAUGACAAGGACAAGCAGCUUUUUGUCAAUAUCAUGCAAAAAUCGUUGGAAGCAACAGAUCUCUUGGAUGCUUCCGAAGCAUCGAAUGAUGUUUAUUUUACAAACUUUAUGAGAGAAACAGAUGAAAGUGUUGAAAAUAAUGAAGGAAAAAUAUAUGAGCCAGUUGAAUCUAUUGACGAAUUACAAAGCAAACUGACUUCUUAUCAUCAACAGUACAAUGAAUUGAUCAGAGGCUCACACAUCAACUUAGUUUUCUUCAAAAAUGCAGUGGAGCACGUGGUCAGGAUUUUACGCAUAAUCGGUUUAGUGAGAGGACAUGCCCUGUUGGUGGGGGUAGGUGGGUCGGGCAAACGAUCCUUAACCAAGCUGGCCACUUUCAUUGCCGGAUACAAUCUCUUCCAAAUCAGUUUGACAAAGUCGUACAAUGUGAAUAACUUGCUGGAUGAUUUUAAGACAAUUCAUAAGAUGGCAGGAUUGCAGGAUAAAAGUGUCUGCUUUAUGGUAACCGACAGCGAAAUCAAAGACGAAACAUUCCUUGAAUAUUUUAACGACAUUAUGGGCCCAGGAGAAAUACCAGUCUUGUUCACGAGGGAAGAGAAAGAUGAGAUACAACAAAAUAUUCUUCCCCUUUUCAAAAAGUACCACCCAAAACAACCGACCACAAAUGAGAACCUUUAUGAAUAUUUCUUAUCGAACGUCAACAAAAAUCUUCACAUCGUCCUGUGUUUCUCUCCUGUUGGAGAAAAGUUUCGCAGUCGAUCGAUGAAGUUUCCGAGUUUGAUAUCGGGUUGCACGAUGGAUUGGUUCGAAAGAUGGCCUACUGAUGCUCUACUCAGUGUUGCCCAUCACCACCUUUCUACUUUCAACAUUGUUGCUGCUGAGGAAAUCAAACAUUCGGCAACAUGCCUGAUGGCAGUCGUGCACGAUUCAGUUGCUCAGAUCUGCUUGGAAUAUUUUGAGUGCUACCGACGUUCGUGCCACGUCACUCCCAAGUCUUUUCUCAACUUCCUCAAGACCUACAAAACUCUCUACAGUGAAAGGUUUAAAAACUCCAAUCAACUGCUUGAUAGAAUGCAAACAGGAUUAGAAAAGUUAGAAGAAGCCAGUGAAUCCGUGAAUCAAUUGUCAGAAGAGUUGAAGAUGAAAGAAAAAGAACUGGUUGUUGCAACAGAAGAAGCAGACAAGGUCAUGCACGAUGUUCAAACCAGAGCACAAGCAGCCGAGCAGGUCAAAGGUCAAGUUCUCGCGGUCAUGGAGAAGGCUCAAAAGAUAGUCAAUGACAUAAAUAUCGACAAAGCGAAGGCAGAACUAAAACUGGAAGCUGCUAAACCAGCUCUUGAAGCAGCAGAGGCAGCAUUAAGAACAAUUCAUUAUUCGCACAUUGCUUCAGUUCGAAGACUAGGUCGGCCACCUAACUUAAUUAUGAGGAUAAUGGACUGCGUUCUCCUACUAUUUCGACUCCCGAUCCUUCCCGUCAGCAUUAACAUGGAAAGAUUAUGUCCUGAGCCUUCCUGGAACGAAGCACUCAAACUCAUGGCUCAAGCUAAUUUUCUUCAAGGACUUACUAACUUUCCAAAGGACACGAUAAAUGAAGAAACGGUUGAACUGCUUCAGCCAUACCUGAACAUGCCUGAUUACAACAUCGAAACCGCUACAAAAGUUUGUGGCGACGUGGCAGGUUUAGCUUCAUGGACAAAAGCCAUGGCGGAAUUUUACGUCAUCAAUAAAGAAGUUUUGCCUCUGAAAGCCAACCUGGCUGUGCAUCAAGCGAAGCACCAGCUAGCCAUCAAAGAUCUUGACAAAGCUCGGGCAGAGUUGGAUGAGAAACAGUUGGAACUGGAUAAAGCACAGGCUCUUCACAAUCAAGCAAUCAAAAAAAAGAAGGCGUUGUUAGAUGAUGCAACAUCGUGCAAAAAAAAGAUGAACAAUGCAAAGAUACUGAUUGAGAGUUUGGCAGGCGAGAAAGAGAGGUGGGUUGAAUCGAGUUGCACCUUCAAGAGACAGAUUGGGCAGCUGGUUGGAGAUGUGCUGCUCGCUGCUGGCUUCUUAUCAUAUGCAGGUCCCUUCAACCAGCAGUACAGGAGUGACAUGUUGAGGAAGUGGAAAAACAAAUUACUUUCAUAUAACAUACCUCUUUCUGAUGACUUCAACGUGACGACAAUGCUGGCUGACAAAUUGUUGGUGUCGGAGUGGACCUCACAAGGUCUCCCAAAUGAUGAACUUUCAAUUCAAAACGGAUUGAUUGUAUCAUCAGCCGGAAGGUACCCCCUCCUCAUCGAUCCCCAAGAACAGGGCCGAACGUGGAUCUGCAAGAAAGAAGCUGCAAACCAGCUUAUUGUGAGCACCUUCAGUGAGAAGCACUUCAGGACGCACUUGGAGACCGCACUGACCCAAGGAAGACCUCUGCUGAUCGAAGACGCUAGUGUAGACAUUGAUCCCGUCAUAGAUAAUGUCCUCGAUCACAACUUUUUCAAACUUGGAUCUAUCAUGAAAGUGAAAAUAAGCGACAAAGAAGUGGAUGUUAUUGAUGGUUUCAAAAUGUACAUAGCCACGAAACAUUCCAACCCUUCUUUCACUCCUGAAGUGCAAGCGAAAACAAGUCUCAUCGACUUCACCGUUACUUCCAAAGGUUUAGAAGAUCAACUCCUAGGGCUUGUUAUCCUUACAGAAAAAAAGGAAUUGGAAUCUGAGCGUCUGAAACUGCACGAAGAAAUAUGGCAGAACAAUCAAAAGAUAAAGCAGUUGGAAGAUGACCUCCUGCAAAGAUUGGCAUGUACUCAAACCUCACUGGUCGAAGAUGAUUCACUUAUUGAAGUUCUCAAGGUCACAAAGCUCACCGCCAAAGAAAUUAACAACAAAUUAACAAUUGCUGCUGCAACCGAGUUGAGAAUAAACCAAGCCAGAGAAGAAUAUAGACCAGUGGCCAGUCGAGGAUCGAUAACGUAUUUCCUAAUUGUUGAGAUGAGUCUGGUGAACUGCAUGUAUCAAACAUCUCUCAAUCAGUUCCUUCAGUUGUUCUAUUCGUCAAUGAAAUGUGCGGCAAAAUCAUUGGUCGUAUCGAAACGAGUAGGCAGCAUAGUUUCCGCGCUUACGUUGUCUUCAUUCACGUACAUCACAAGAGGCCUCUAUGAAAAGGAUAAGUUUCUUUUCUCACUCCUGUUGGCACUUAAAAUUGGACUUCAAGAUGGAAGUGUUCCACAUGAAUUAUUUCAUGUGUUCAUCAAAGGUGGAGCUGCACUUGACUUGAACACUGUGCAGGCAAAACCAAAAAAGUGGAUAAGCGAUGUCACUUGGUUGAAUCUGGUUGAACUGAGUAGACUUAGAUUCUUCAACAGUUUAACAAUGCAAGUAGCCAAUAAUGACAAGGCUUGGAGGGAUUGGUAUGAAUCUGCUGAACCAGAAGAUGUCCCAUUUCCGGAAGAGAAUCUACAAAAACUGUCAACGUUUAACAAGCUGCUGUUGAUCAGGUGUUGGUGUCCCGACCGAGCAGUCAACAUGGCAAAAAUUUACGUCUCUGAAGUCUUAGGAAAACAGAUGAAUUGUAAACGAAUUUGUGAUAAAAUACAGUAUGUAGAUGGUGUUGCAGUUGAUUUUGAACUAAUGUCCCAAGAGGCCACACCACUUUCUCCACUUGUUUGCUUGUUGUCUCUCGGCUCUGAUCCUACCGAAACUAUUGAAAAACUGGCAAAGUCAAAAAAUAUCGGUAAUUUUUAA